Molecule: messenger RNA, 349 nt
Organism: Phasianus colchicus (ring-necked pheasant)
Lineage: Eukaryota; Metazoa; Chordata; Aves; Galliformes; Phasianidae
Source: RefSeq, a predicted model, not a curated record
GCGAAUUUUUGGGUUGAAAUCCCAUCUUUUUGGGUCCUUUUCCGUAGCGACAAGAACCACCUGCACUUCGGGGCCAUCACCUGCGCCAUGGGGAUCCGCUACAAAUCCUACUGCUCCAACCUGGUCAGGACCCUCAUGGUGGACCCCCCCCAAGAGAUGCAGGAACACUACGGCUUCCUGCUGCAGCUGCAGGACGAGAUGCUGCGUCACAUGAAACACGGGACGCGGCUGUGCGAGGUGUACGGGGCGGUGAUGGAGGCGGUGAGGAAACAGAAACCGGAGCUGCUGGGAAAAGUCACCAAAAAUUUGGGGUAAAUUCCGCAGCUUUUGGGGUUUUGGGGGAUUUUAU